AUGAAGGAUACCGAAAGUGUGCUGGUGCAAACUAACAUCGAUCGACGAACCUGCCGUCGUGUGAAGCCGAUGCAGGUCCUUGUGCUUGGACUCUGCCGUACAGGAACAUUGUCAACAUGGCUCGCGCUCCAAGAACUCGGCUACGAGACCUACCACAUGACCUCGAUCAUGCAGAACCCCAAGGACGCGGUGCUGUGGGCCGAGGCCUUCCGCGGGAAAUACCACGACGGCCGCCCCUUCACGCGCGCCGACUGGGACCAGCUCUUAGGCCACGUCGAAGCCGUCACGGAUUUCCCGGCCGCCAUCUUCGUCGAGGAGCUGGUCGCCGCCUACCCGGACGCGAAAGUGGUGCUGACGCUGCGCGAUGUCGACGCCUGGUACGCCUCGAUGCAGCAGACCAUCAUGGCGCAGACCUACAGCCCCCUCGCGACGCUGCUGGGGUGGAUCGACCCCGAGAAGUUCGGGGCGGGCAACCGCAUGUGCCGCCUGGGGUUCGACGCGAUGUUCGCCGGCGACUUCGCCCGCAAUGGCAAGCAGGCCUUCCGCGAGCAUUACGAUCGCGUCCGAAGCGUCGUGCCGCGCGAUCGUCUGCUCGAGUGGAACCCUGCUGAGGGCUGGGUGCCCCUCUGUAGCUUCUUGGGGAAGGAUGUCCCGGCCACGCCCUUCCCGCGCGCCAACGAGAAGGCGAUCUUUCAGAAGAAGUCUGCCGCGGUGGUACGGAGCGCGUUUGGGAGGUUUUUGAAAAAGAUGACAUGCUACGGGCUGGGCAUUGCGGUGGCAUAUUUGGCAGCCAGACAUGGCAGGGAGGUGUGGUUGCGUGUGACGCAGUGGGUGUAG
Messenger RNA from Aspergillus uvarum CBS 121591, 837 nucleotides. RefSeq names its product sulfotransferase family protein. NCBI's taxonomy places the organism in Eukaryota, Fungi, Ascomycota, Eurotiomycetes, Eurotiales, Aspergillaceae. The record is from RefSeq and is a predicted model, not a curated record. The transcript is spliced from 2 exons. The coding region runs from base 1 to 837 and encodes 278 amino acids.